This is a messenger RNA of Cynara cardunculus var. scolymus (artichoke), 2629 nucleotides long. RefSeq names its product G-type lectin S-receptor-like serine/threonine-protein kinase B120. The transcript has 7 exons. The record is from RefSeq and is a predicted model, not a curated record. The coding region runs from base 1 to 2508 and encodes 835 amino acids. NCBI's taxonomy places the organism in Eukaryota, Viridiplantae, Streptophyta, Magnoliopsida, Asterales, Asteraceae. Gene Ontology annotation, molecular function: ATP binding; protein serine/threonine kinase activity. Gene Ontology annotation, biological process: protein phosphorylation; recognition of pollen.
AUGGGUUUUAGUUUCAACAGGCUUACAAAUCUUCAUCUUGUCUCUUUCUUCCUCCUCCUGUUUAAUCUCCGUGUAUUUUCUCAGUUAAAUAACAGCAGCAUUAGACUUGGAGACGUGAUAAGAGAUGGGGAAACCAUUGUUUCGGAAAACCAGAUUUUUCAGCUAGGGUUUUUCAGUCCCCGGAAUUCAAGUUUCCGAUACGUUGGAAUAUGGUAUUACGGGAUGCCUGAUCAAACAGUCACAUGGGUGGCAAAUAGAGAUGCUCCAAUCUCCGGCGAUUCUGGUGUUUUUGGCAUUCAAAGCAAUGGAGGUUUGAGUAUUUCUGAUCAAAACGGUACAGUAUACUGGUCAACAGAUAGUUUUCCGGAGGUUGGUAAUGUAACAGUGAUGCUUGUUGACACUGGAAACCUGAUUCUUUCUACCGUUGAGAAUGCCGGAGAUGACCGUAAUGCGUUAUGGCAGAGCUGUGAGCAUCCAACUGAUACUUACUUACCAAACAUGAGAGUGUAUGUGAAUAUCACAACAGGUGAUAGUGCUUCAUUUGUUUCAUGGAGAACUCCCAACGACCCUUCAACUGGGAAUUACUCAAUGGUAGUUGAUCCUCGUGGUUCACCUCAAAUCGUAACUUGGGACAACUCACGUCGUAGGAUUUGGAGAUCUGGGCAAUGGAAUCAGCAGAUAUUCACAGGACUACCACAGAUGAGAUCUCUAUUGCUGUCUGGUUUUAGACUGGUUCAGGAUGAUGGUGGGCUCAUGUACUUCAUCUUCAAUAAUCCAAAUAGGACCCUUUUGAUGCGGUUCAUGAUACAAUGGAAUGGAGUAGUGCAGCAGUUGACUUGGGAUGAAGGAAGACUGCUAUGGGUUGUGCCACUGUCGCUGCCUUCUACUCAAUGCCAAGAGUAUAACAGGUGUGGUAGCUACGGAAUCUGCAGCCUCAAUAAUUCCCCAUCAGUGUGUUCUUGUAUGCAAGGAUUCGAACUAAAUUCCAGUGAUCAGUGUACUAGAAGAACCCCUCUAGAAUGUGGAACAAAUUCUAGCACAAGUGAUGGAUUCCUACGAACAGAUGGAGUCAAGUUGCCUGAUUUCGGCAAUACUUUCAUGGCACAAAACCAAGGGGAAUGCGAAGAUGGAUGCUCCAGGAAUUGCUCAUGUGAUGCGUAUGCCUAUGUCUCCGGAGUCGGUUGUUUGAUCUGGGGUGGUGAUUUGAUCGAUAUCGAACAAUUUGAAGAGGGUGGAGAAACACUUUUCGUUCGCCUCGCAGGUUCAGAAUUAGGUGGUGGAAAUACAUCCCAAACUGUAGUUAUAGCAAUAUCAAUAACCGGAACAAUUGUUCUUGGUGUAUUCAUAUGGAUAACCUGGAGGUACAGGCGAAACAUCAAAGAAUUUACAAAUCUGUGCGGGAAAAAGAUGAAUUUCGCACCUCUCGUUCAACAGUCGAAUGGCCUAAACAUUUCAGCAAAUUCCGAAAGAGCAGGUGGUCUUUCAGUUGAAGGAAAACCAUUCGAAGGGACAUUAUACAGUCUUGCUACCCUGGAAUCCGCCACAGAUGGCUUUGCUAAUAAAAACAAGCUCGGUGAAGGAGGUUUUGGUCCCGUACACAAGGGAAUCCUUCCUGGGGGACAGAAAAUUGCGGUAAAGAGGCUGUCGAAAUGGUCUGGACAAGGCUUGAUGGAAUUCAAGAAUGAGAUGAUUCUGAUUGCAAAGUUACAACAUAGAAAUCUGGUUCGGUUGCUAGGGUAUUGCAUUGACCUGGAAGAAAAUAUGCUAGUUUAUGAAUAUAUGCCUAACAAAAGCCUCGAUACGUUUCUUUUUGAUAUGAAAAAGAAGGAGCAUCUAGAUUGGAAGACACGGUUUCUGAUCAUUGAAGGAAUUGCUAGAGGUCUACUUUACCUCCAUCGAGAUUCUAGGCUUAGAAUCAUUCAUCGUGAUCUAAAGGCUAGUAACAUUUUGCUUGAUGAGGAUAUGAACCCGAAAAUUUCAGAUUUUGGCAUGGCCAGAAUAUUUGGAGGGAACCAAAAUGAGGCAAAUACAGUCCGAGUAGUAGGAACAUACGGUUAUAUGUCCCCAGAGUACGCAAUGGAAGGUUUGUUUUCGGUAAAAUCUGAUGUCUAUAGCUUCGGGGUUUUGCUAUUAGAAAUCAUCAGCGGCCAAAGGAACACAGGCUUUCAUGCUCAGGAUUCCACAAACCUAAUACAACAUGCAUGGAAUCUAUGGAAGAAUGGGAAACCCGAAGAACUAAUUGAUCCAUCAAUUCUAGAUUCAUGUAACAAGAAAGAAGCAUUGCAAUGCAUCCAUGUAGGGAUGCUAUGUGUACAAUUUUCAGCUGUCCAUAGGCCUACUAUGUCGUCGGUGGUCUAUAUGUUGGAGAGUGAAAACAGAAGCCUUCCUCUACCUACACAAGUUGGUAACACGUCAUUAAACGCCGAUGAAAUGGACUUGGUCAUGGAAGGCCGAUAUACAACUUUUUCGUCUAAUGAUAUUACAUUUACAGAAGUGGUUGGGAGGUAGAUAGGAAAAAAAAAGACAUUCUUUUGUAAGGUUUGUGUGUUGUUUGAGUGUUGAUAUGUACAAACGGUAGAAAUUCACCUAAUUUUCAUGGUUGAUGAAAAAUAUAUACAAAUGCAGUACC